AUUAGCCUAAAGGGUGAACUAGGUGGAACACCAAAAAAAAAAUUAAAAGAAAAUGUUCCAUUUAAUAAGUAUAUAAUAUAUAUCUCUAAAAUCGAGCAAUUAGUGAAUAGGAGAACUAAUAAAUAAUCAAAGUGUAGUUAAAAUAAUUCGGAACAUUGAUAAUUUGGUAGUCAUCCUCUAAACAACAUUAUUCAUGUUAAGUGCAUGCAUUCAAGAAAGGUCAAAAAAAAAAAAAAAAAAAAAAACACAGAACGGCCAUCUUUGGAGCAACGGAAUCUGAGUUUUCCAAGUUUGUAGCCGAAUUUAAGAUAUACGAUUAAAAUUAUAUAGCCUUAUAUAUCCUAACUUAUGUGUUGCAUAUGUUUAUAUUCCUAGGGAACUAAUCUACUCAUAAUGUCUAUCUUACUGCUUUAUUACUUCCUUACAAACCUACUCUCCUACACAUAUAUACAACACCCAUGGCUCAUUGAAGCGAAAACUCGAACAAAUGACGGCUUUUCCAUUGAUUUAUUCCACCGUUACUACUCUCCAAAAUCUCCAUUCUACAACUCCUCAUUGUCUCCUAAAGAACUCUUCCAACGAUUAGUUCUUUCCUCGAACUCAAGGCACCGCCAAAUCAUAUGGCAGCAGAGUAACAUAGGAGAAGUUAGUACUAAUUUAAUUCCUAAUGAGGGUGACUACCUCAUGCAAAUCUCUGUUGGUACUCCACCAGUACAGCUAGUCGCGGCUGCUGUGACAGCAAGUGACCUUACAUGGUUUCAGUGCAUACCUUGUGUCCUUUGCUACCCACACAACACCACCAAUUUCGAUCCUCAAGCUUCUAGAACCUACAUGAACCUUCCUUGUGAUGCAGAACAUUGCACUAACCUUAAUACAGAUCACAUAAACUGUGACCAAAAUGAAAAUUUGUGUAGGUAUUGGUAUACUUAUGGCAAUGCAACAACUAUUACCGGAGGAGUCAUGGGAACGGACACGUUCUCGUUCACUUCUUUUGAUGGGGAUGAAGAACAGGCUGCCUUCCCCUCCAUAACUUUCGGAUGUGGGUAUCAGCAAGCAGGGCUUUUCGAUUCCAACUCUGCAGGUGUUGUAGGACUCGGAAAUGGACCUGUUUCGCUUGUUUCACAACUAGGUCCCUCAAUUUCUUACAAAUUCUCCUACUGCUUAACUUAUCCUUCCUCACAUAGUGCAAGUAAGUUGAGAUUUGGAGGUAUGCUUGAAGAUACAUCAGAAAUUGGAGGUUUGACAUUGACAACGCCUUUUGUUACCAAUGAUCCUUCAUCCUCUUAUAGCCUCGUGUUAAAUGGAAUAAGCGUAGGUCAAAUGAACUUGAACAUGGACAAGGAGAUCAUCAUAGACACCGGUACCACACUUACUUACAUAGAUCCAAGCAUCUUUUAUAACCUCGAAGCUAUGGUGAACGAUGCAAUAGGGGCAUCCCCGGUUUCUAACAAUCCUUUGGUGGAGCCUGUUUUGUGCUAUGGUCCAGAUGAUGCAGCUUUAAAUCCCCCUGACAUAGUCUUUCAACUUGACGGGGGUGAUUUAGUACUAAAGGCUUGCAAUAUCUUCUUUGUACUUGACGAUUAUGUUUGCUUGUCCAUUGCUAAGUCGCCCAAAGAUGGGGAUCCUAUGGUGCUAGGCAACAUGGCUCAGACCAACCUUGAUAUCGAGUUCGAUCUGCUAAGCAAGACAGUUAGGCUUACUCCUAAAUAUUGUUCUCAAGAGACCAGCUAGCACGAAGCACAAGCCCUAUCAGGAGAUUAUAAAAAAUGAAACCACACAUCUAUAUAGCUUUUCAUGAAGAAUUAUUCUAAGACAAUUAGAUUAGAGUUUAUGAAGUUUUCAAUUGCUUUCUUUAUUUUAAGCUUAGAUGAAAAGUUGAAAACCAUUAAUUGUAAUACUUUAAUUUUCUGUGUUCGACCUCUGCCUCUAAGCCGAGUUAUGGUUAAUUAUAUAAUCAAUUCUGCUAUAGUAUGUGCCAAAAUUUCUUAGUUAGUUGUAUAGUUCCUAGUUUGUUAGUGUCAAUAAAAGACUCUGAAGUUGGUGUGACCACUUUAACUAGAGUUAGAUACUGUAUCAUGCAAUGAAUUUGUAUUCUAUGUCAAGUUUGAACUCACAGUUUCAUUGCAUGUAAAUUUACGUAGUAUAAGAGACCAAUUACAUAAA
Chenopodium quinoa (quinoa) is the source of this 2163-nucleotide messenger RNA. Its product is annotated as probable aspartic protease At2g35615. The transcript has a single exon. The record is from RefSeq and is a predicted model, not a curated record. Lineage: Eukaryota; Viridiplantae; Streptophyta; Magnoliopsida; Caryophyllales; Amaranthaceae. Bases 394 to 1731 code for a protein of 445 amino acids. Gene Ontology annotation, cellular component: extracellular region. Gene Ontology annotation, molecular function: aspartic-type endopeptidase activity. Gene Ontology annotation, biological process: proteolysis.